UCAUUUCCUUUUUGAGUUUACAGACGAGCUGAAUGUGUAAUGCACAUUUAGCCUUAAAACUUGCAAUCAAACAACUAUUUUCAAGCUAACAAAGAGCUAGUGUCAGUCAUGUUUGAUGGCCCAGGGGGUUUUGAGGUGGAGGAGGAUGAUGAGUGCUGGGCACGGCUGGAAGACUACAGAAUGCUUCUCAUCAAGACCAUUGAGCCCUCAAGGAUAACACCUUACCUGAGACAGUGUAAAGUGCUGAGCAGUGAGGAUGAAGAACAGAUCUACAACGACCCCAGUCUGGUUAUCAGGCGUAGAAAAGUUGGAGUGCUGCUGGACAUAUUACAAAGAACUGGCCUCAAAGGAUAUGAGGCAUUUCUAGAGAGUUUGGAGCUAGACUACCCAGAUGUGUACCGCAAAAUCACCGGCAAAGAGCCUGCUAGGGUCUUCUCGGUACUUAUUGACACGGCCGGGGAAUGUGGCCUCACUCAGUUCCUCAUGAGCGAGGUCUCUCGCCUACAGAAGCUCGCACAGGACGAACGGAGGAUGCGACUCGAAGUGUCUGCGCAGGCGGCGGAGCAGCUAGACACCAUCCGCCAGCUGCAGCUGUGUGAGAGCGAGCUGCACAAACAGCAGGACCGCGUGCAGCGCAUCCGAGAGGAGCGCGAGCGCAUGUGCGAGGAGGCGCGUAUACUGAGAGACGAGAAUUACCGACUGAUGCACGACCUGACCCGACUGAGCGAGGACAAGAACUGCGCACUCAUGUGUAACAGAGACCUCCAGCUCGAGUAUCGAGAGGAGAAGGAUGAGUUAGAACUGAAGUGCAUAAUGCUAAAAAAGGACUCCAAAAUGUACCGUGACCGAAUGGAAGACAUUCUGAAGCAGCUGGAAGAAGUCAUCAAAGAAAGAGACAAGGCUAUUUGUACAAGAGAGGAGUACCAUUUGGAGAACUCAAAAAAUCUCCAAGACAAAGACCAAUACCGCAAACAGAUCCGGGAGAUGGGAGAGCGUUAUGAUGAACUUCAAGUCCAGUUGUUUCGAACUCAAGGAGAAGUUCUUGCUCUUCAGUCAAAGCUUCGCAAACAGAAAAACCCAAUUCAAAUGAACUCAGAAGAAAGCUCCUUGCUGAGUUCAUUUGAGAUGAAAAGUCAGACUAGUGAGGAGGAGUCCAGGGAAAGGGGUGAAAAGGAUAUGAGUGAAGGGUCACAGAGCCAGACAUCUGGAGAGUACAAUUAUUCAGAGAGGAUGUUCUCUGAGGAGGACAUAUCAGCUAACUGCAGAAUUAAAGCAAAAUGCAACUUUCACUAUAGGAGCAAUACUCCUAAUGUGGUCUUGGACAGGAAACGUGCUUUAAGAACCAAAAAAUUCACAGACAAAGAGAGUGUGCAGUGCAUACUGGACAACACUACUGGGAGUGAUACGGACGGGAUGUGACAUACAGCUUUGGACAAGGAGACGAAAUGUGGCCUUCUUUGAAGGCAUAUUAAAAUGCAAUUUAAUGAUAAUCCAACAUUGUUCUGCAUCCAGUGACCCAUAAAACCUGAUUAACAUCAUAUCAAUAUCAUAGUGUUCACUGUUAAAGUAUGUCCAGUCAAUCACUUGUCAUGAGUCUGAUCUGACAUUUUUUCUGUUGUCUAUUAAUAUAUAAUAUAAUAAAUAUAAAAUAUCUUUUUAUGUAUAUCUUGUUCUCUUGAGCAAAAACAGUGGAAAUGUUUGAAUGAUUUUUUUUUGU
Molecule: messenger RNA, 1717 nt
Organism: Sinocyclocheilus rhinocerous
Lineage: Eukaryota; Metazoa; Chordata; Actinopteri; Cypriniformes; Cyprinidae
Product: caspase recruitment domain-containing protein 9-like
Exons: 10
Coding region: 109-1419 (436 amino acids)
Biological process (GO): regulation of apoptotic process; positive regulation of canonical NF-kappaB signal transduction
Cellular component (GO): cytoplasm
Molecular function (GO): CARD domain binding
Source: RefSeq, a predicted model, not a curated record